Molecule: messenger RNA, 2238 nt
Organism: Lasiosphaeria miniovina
Lineage: Eukaryota; Fungi; Ascomycota; Sordariomycetes; Sordariales; Lasiosphaeriaceae
Product: Sec1 family protein
Exons: 7
Coding region: 1-2238 (745 amino acids)
Biological process (GO): intracellular protein transport; vesicle-mediated transport
Cellular component (GO): plasma membrane; secretory granule
Molecular function (GO): syntaxin binding
Source: RefSeq, a predicted model, not a curated record
AUGGACCGCGGCGGCAUCUCUAUUAUUGACCAGCAAAAAGAUGCUAUCAUCAGUGCCGUCAAGAAGAUCACCCAAGGCGAGCGUCCCGAGAGGCAGAAGCCGAGACAGAUCGAGACAGAGAUCGAGACAGAGAUCGAGACAGAGACAUGGGGGGCCCAGGAGAGAAAGAGGAAGAUAGAGAACGCUCUGGCUAAUCCGCGAAUUACACCCCUACGAAUCCUUGAUAACACGGUCAAGGAGGCCGACCUCCUCAACAACAACAUCGCCAAUAUCGAGCGCAUUGAGGAGAAACGGGACAUGAACCCGGGCAUGGAUGCUAUCUACAUCCUGUCGCCCCAGCCCCACAUCGUCCAGUGCCUGGUCGCCGACUUUGAGCGUCGACGCUAUAGGAGAGCCUUUUUGUUAUGGACAGCCAUCCUCCCAAAAGAACUCAGCGACAUGCUGCGCGGCGCAAAGUCCCAGAUAGCAGGCUAUAAGACUCUACUUGUCGAUUUCUACCCUCGCGAGUCGCAUCUCGUAACAUUCCAAGACCCGUACAGCUUCCCCGUCCUCUAUCACCCGUCCUGUAAUGAUCUAGUGGCAAAACAUUUGCAAACACUCGCCCAAAGAAUUGUCGGCAUAUGUAUCGCUUUGGGCGAGAUGCCCAAGGUACGCUACUAUCGACCCAAGAAUCCAACCCACGAGGCGGCCGUCUUGUGUACCCACCUGGCACGCUUCGUGCAAAAGGAGCUCGACGCCUACCAGUCGUUCGACCCAAACUUUUCAGCGCCUACUUCGCGGCCUCAGCCCGUACUUGUCAUUACCGACAGGUCAAUGGACUUGGUAGCACCUCUCGUCCAUGAAUUCACUUACCAGGCCAUCGCCCACGACCUUCUUCCCGUAGAAGACGGAGAAAGGGUGACUUAUUGCGUGACGUUUAACGAGGGUACGGACAAGGCGGAAGAAAAGGUUAUGGAGCUCGCCGAAACGGACAGUCUAUGGAUUGAAAACCGCCAUCGCCAUAUGAUCCAUACGAUUGAAAAGCUCGGAGGCGACUUCAAAAAAUUCCUCGAGAGCAAUGCCCAUUUCACAAAAGACAGCUCGCAAACAACAAUGAACACCAUAAAGGCAAUGAUGGCGGACAUGCCCGAGUACACCGCAAUGAAGGAAUUAUAUUCGCUUCAUGUCACCAUGGCACAAGAGGCUCUGAGGGUUUUCGGCGAAGACAAAAUCCCAGACCUGGCACCCGUCGAGCAGACAUUAGCGACUGGCCUCGACGACGACCUGAAAAAGCCGAAGAACGUCCUGGACCAGGUUGUUCGGCUGCUAGACCAAGACGGCAUCAAACCAUUGAACAGACUACGACUGAUUGCUCUCUACAUCUUGUACCGCGACGGCUUGAUCCCCGAGGACAUUAAUAGGCUCCUAGCCCAUUCGUCUUUGCCGCAGUCCGAGGCCGACAAGAUCCUCAAUCUCGACCUGCUCGGUGCCCAGACCACACACGGGCUGAAGGAUGCUCGGCCAGCGCCGCCUCCGCUGUUCCCGCGGACCACGAUCAACAUUCCUCAAGAAGAGGAGUACAUCACGUCGCGCUUUGAACCCGCCGUCAAGAGCAUGCUGGAAGAUUUGUGCCGCGGCUCCCUCGACCCGGAUUCGUUUCCCUACACCAACCCCCCACCAGAUGUUGCUGAGGAAUCGCUCGCGUCUCAAGCCUCUCUCCGCUCUGCCGCGCCGAGAUGGGCCUCGGCGAACCGCCGCCAAGUCGAGAACCGACAGCGCAUUGUUGUCUUCAUAGCAGGCGGUGCCACCUACUCGGAGACGCGCGCGUGUUACGAGGUCUCUGAAAAGCUCAAUCGCGAUAUUUUCCUCGCCACCAGCCAUAUGCUGUCGCCCGAAUUGUUUUUGCGUCAGGUCGGCGACCUCUCCGUUGACAGAAGGCGGCUCGGCUUGCCCAUGGAUCAGCCGAAACCCCGGCCGCCCGCUCACAUCUUCGACCCCCCAACCCCUCCGGCGCCCAUGAGCCCACCCUUCGGCGUCGGCCCGGGCGGUUCGCGCAGUCCCCCCGUCGGCGUUCAGCCGCCCUCCAACAGCCUCGCUGCCAUGACGCUCAACGGCCCCGCCGGCCAAUACCCAGCGCCACCCCAACCCGUCAACGGCGGCCCCGACCGAUCUGGCGCUGGUAUCCCGCCAGAUAGCGGCAAGCCCAAUAAACUAUCUAAAGAAAAGAAACUACGCGGCCUCUUUGGCAAGAAGAAAUAG